AUGAAGUCAACUGUAUCUGCAAAUGAAACAGGCAUUGAAGGAAGGAUUCAAGAAGAGGAAGAAGAGGAGGAAUACAAAAAAUUGGGCGAAAAAGGAGAAACGACAUAUAUGGAAGCUUCAGUAUCACCAUCAGCUGGCACUGGGCUGCCUGGCCUUGGUCUAUCGAUGACACCCUUCUCUAUACCUGAAUCUUCAGUGUCGAUGAAGUCAACUGUAUCUGCAAAUGAAACAGGAAUUGAAGGAAGGAUUCAAGAAGAGGAAGAAGAGGAGGAAUACAAAAAAUUGGGCGAAAAAGGAGAAACGACAUAUAUGGAAGCUUCAGUAUCACCAUCAGCUGGCACUGGGCUGCCUGGUCUUGGUCUAUCGAUGACACCUUUCUCUAUGCCUGAAUCUUCAGUGUCGAUGAAGUCAACUGUAUCUGCAAAUGAAACAGGCAUUGAAGGAAGGAUUCAAGAAGAGGAAGAAGAAAUGAAACGACUGGGAGAAAAGGGAGAAACGACAUAUAUGGAAGCUUCAGUAUCACCAUCAGCUGGCACUGGGCUGCCUGGUCUUGGUCUAUCGAUGACACCCUUCUCUAUACCUGAAUCUUCAGUGUCGAUGAAGUCAACUGUAUCUGCAAAUGAAACAGGCAUUGAAGGAAGAAUUCAAGAAGAGGAAGAAGAACAGGAAUACAAAAAAUUGGGCGAAAAAGGAGAAACGACAUAUAUGGAAGCUUCAGUAUCACCAUCAACUGGCACUGGGCUGCCUGGUCUUGGUCUAUCGAUGACACCUUUCUCUGUACCUGAAUCUUCAGUGUCGAUGAAGUCAACUGUAUCUGCAAAUGAAACAGGAAUUGAGGAAAGAAUUCAAGAAGAGGAAGAAGAACAGGAAUACAAAAAAUUGGGCGAAAAAGGAGAAACGACAUAUAUGGAAGCUUCAGUAUCACCAUCAGCUGGCACUGGGCUGCCUGGUCUUGGUCUAUCGAUGACACCCUUCUCUAUACCUGAAUCUUCAGUGUCGAUGAAGUCAACUGUAUCUGCAAAUGAAACAGGCAUUGAAGGAAGGAUUCAAGAAGAGGAAGAAGAACAGGAAUACAAAAAAUUGGGCGAAAAAGGAGAAACAACAUAUAUGGAAGCUUCAGUAUCACCAUCAGCUGGCACUGGGAUGCCUGGUCUUGGUCUAUCGAUGACACCCUACUCUAUACCUGAAUCUUCAGUGUCGAUGAAGUCAACUGUAUCUGCAAAUGAAACAGGCAUUGAAGGACGAAUUCAAGAAGAGGAAGAAGAGGAGGAAUACAAAAAAUUGGGCGAAAAAGGAGAAACGACAUAUAUGGAAGCUUCAGUAUCACCAUCAGCUGGCACUGGGCUGCCUGGUCUUGGUCUAUCGAUGACACCCUUCUCUAUACCUGAAUCUUCAGUGUCGAUGAAGUCAACUGUAUCUGCAAAUGAAACAGGCAUUGAAGGAAGAAUUCAAGAAGAGGAAGAAGAGGAGGAAUACAAAAAAUUGGGCGAAAAAGGAGAAACGACAUAUAUGGAAGCUUCAGUAUCACCAUCAGCUGGCACUGGGCUGCCUGGCCUUGGUCUAUCGAUGACACCCUUCUCUAUACCUGAAUCUUCAGUGUCGAUGAAGUCAACUGUAUCUGCAAAUGAAACAGGAAUUGAAGGAAGGAUUCAAGAAGAGGAAGAAGAAAUGAAAAGACUGGGAGAAAAGGGAGAAACGACAUAUAUGGAAGCUUCAGUAUCACCAUCAGCUGGCACUGGGCUGCCUGGUCUUGGUCUAUCGAUGACACCUUUCUCUAUGCCUGAAUCUUCAGUGUCGAUGAAGUCAACUGUAUCUGCAAAUGAAACAGGCAUUGAAGGAAGGAUUCAAGAAGAGGAAGAAGAAAUGAAACGACUGGGAGAAAAGGGAGAAACGACAUAUAUGGAAGCUUCAGUAUCACCAUCAGCUGGCACUGGGCUGCCUGGUCUUGGUCUAUCGAUGACACCCUUCUCUAUACCUGAAUCUUCAGUGUCGAUGAAGUCAACUGUAUCUGCAAAUGAAACAGGAAUUGAAGGAAGGAUUCAAGAAGAGGAAGAAGAGGAGGAAUACAAAAAAUUGGGCGAAAAAGGAGAAACGACAUAUAUGGAAGCUUCAGUAUCACCAUCAGCUGGCACUGGGCUGCCUGGUCUUGGUCUAUCGAUGACACCUUUCUCUAUGCCUGAAUCUUCAGUGUCGAUGAAGUCAACUGUAUCUGCAAAUGAAACAGGCAUUGAAGGAAGGAUUCAAGAAGAGGAAGAAGAAAUGAAACGACUGGGAGAAAAGGGAGAAACGACAUAUAUGGAAGCUUCAGUAUCACCAUCAGCUGGCACUGGGCUGCCUGGUCUUGGUCUAUCGAUGACACCCUUCUCUAUACCUGAAUCUUCAGUGUCGAUGAAGUCAACUGUAUCUGCAAAUGAAACAGGCAUUGAAGGAAGAAUUCAAGAAGAGGAAGAAGAACAGGAAUACAAAAAAUUGGGCGAAAAAGGAGAAACGACAUAUAUGGAAGCUUCAGUAUCACCAUCAGCUGGCACUGGGCUGCCUGGUCUUGGUCUAUCGAUGACACCCUUCUCUAUACCUGAAUCUUCAGUGUCGAUGAAGUCAACUGUAUCUGCAAAUGAAACAGGAAUUGAAGGAAGGAUUCAAGAAGAGGAAGAAGGAAUACAAAGAAAUUGGGCGAAAAAGGAGAAACGACAUAUAUGGAAGCUUCAGUAUCACCAUCAGCUGGCACUGGGCUGCCUGGUCUUGGUCUAUCGAUGA
This is a messenger RNA of Brugia pahangi, 2754 nucleotides long. NCBI's taxonomy places the organism in Eukaryota, Metazoa, Nematoda, Chromadorea, Rhabditida, Onchocercidae. The record is from the annotation of a GenBank genome assembly.